Molecule: messenger RNA, 3421 nt
Organism: Nelumbo nucifera (sacred lotus)
Lineage: Eukaryota; Viridiplantae; Streptophyta; Magnoliopsida; Proteales; Nelumbonaceae
Product: Transcription factor jumonji (jmj) family protein / zinc finger (C5HC2 type) family protein
Biological process (GO): chromatin remodeling; regulation of gene expression
Cellular component (GO): nucleus; chromatin
Molecular function (GO): histone demethylase activity
Source: RefSeq, a predicted model, not a curated record
UUUUCCGGUUUUCUAAGUCUCGUAUCUGAUUGGUCUACUGUUCUCUUCUCCUUCCUUCCACCGGAAAACCUCCUUUUCUUCGCCGGAAAACCACUUUUUAGGGCGGGAAAUUUCUCGUCCUUGCUCAUUUCGUUCCUUCCUCUUGAAGGAACUACUGAAUUUUCCUGAAGACUCAUUGUUGGUGAAGAUAAAGGCGUUGGAUCUCGGUUUCCCAAGCGAUUAUUUUUGGUUUUGAGGAAUGUGGCCUGUUGGGUUGUUGUAGAAGUUGUGAGCUUUGCCGUUCAUGGUGGAUAUCGUGUUUUAGGGCUUGUUUCGUGGUUUUUACUUUCAGGGGUUUGGUUUGGUGGCGAGGUGAGACACAACGGAGAGGUCAAGAGAACGCGUCCGGUAUGAAAUGGUGGAAGGAAGGGUUUGUUUAUCCAAAGAGGCAAAAAAUGGGCUAGAAAUUCUGAGGCUUAAAAGGCUUCAACGGAUGAAUUCAGGAAAUGCUCCUGAAGUUGCAAAUGUUUCUAAAAUGAUGACUAGAAGUGGAGGCGAUUCUCUAAGAGCAUCUGCAUCAUGUGGAUUGAGGUUGCAUGGUUAUCCAGAUGGGUUUCCUCGACCUAGUAGUGCAUCAAAGCGCAAGGUGGACAAAUUUGACACAACCGAUCUUGAAUGGAUUGAUAAAAUCCCAGAAUGCCCCAUAUACUGUCCAACAAAAGAGGAGUUUGAGGAUCCUUUAACUUAUCUGCAAAAGAUUGCUCCAGAAGCUUCAAAAUAUGGCAUUUGCAAGAUUGUUUCCCCUUUGAAUGCUUCUGUUCCUGCUGGUGUUGUAUUGAUGAAGGAGAAAGCUGGUUUCAAGUUUACAACUAGAGUUCAACCUCUUCGGCUUGCUGAAUGGGAUGAGGAUGAUAAGAUCACGUUUUUCAUGAGCGGAAGGAAUUAUACAUUCCGUGAUUUCGAGAAAAUGGCAAACAAGGUGUUUGCUCGUAGAUAUUAUAGUGCUGGAUGUCUUCCCGCUUCAUACUUGGAAAAAGAAUUUUGGCAUGAAAUAACUUGUGGCAAGACAGAAACUGUUGAGUAUGCAUGCGAUGUUGAUGGUAGUGCCUUUUCAUCUUCUCCUAAUGAUGAGCUUGGAAAAAGCAAAUGGAACCUGAAGACUCUUUCUCGGCUGCCCAAGUCUGUAUUGCGUCUUCUGGGAACUGUAAUUCCGGGAGUAACUGAUCCAAUGCUUUACAUUGGAAUGCUAUUCAGUAUGUUUGCAUGGCAUGUCGAAGAUCAUUACUUGUAUAGCAUUAACUAUCAACACUGUGGAGCAUCAAAAACUUGGUAUGGCAUUCCUGGACACGCAGCUUUGAAAUUUGAGAAGGCAGUUAGAGAACGUGUAUACACUCGUAAUAUUCUAUCUACUGAUGGAGAGGAUGGAGCAUUUGAUAUUCUUUUGGGGAAAACAACCAUGUUUCCGCCAAAUAUUUUGUUAGAAAAUGAUGUCCCUGUCUACAAAGCUGUGCAAAAGCCUGGGGAGUUUGUUAUCACCUUUCCUAGGUCAUACCAUGCAGGGUUUAGUCACGGUUUUAACUGUGGUGAGGCUGUAAACUUUGCAAUGGGUGAUUGGUUUUCAUUGGGUGAGGUUGCUAGCCAACGCUAUGCACUUCUUGGACGGGUGCCUCUCCUUCCUCAUGAGGAACUUCUGUGUAAAGAAGCUAUGCUUCUUGCUAGCAGUUCAUCAAUGCCUCAAAUCAAGGAGCCAGAUAAUUCCUCUGGAGAUGGGGUCUCUCAUCGUUGCAUUAAGGUAUCAUUUGUGUACCUAAUGCGAUUCCAGCACAAAGUCCGCUGGUCAUUGAUGAAAUCAGGAGCUUGUACAAGCAUUUCUACAAACUCCCAGGGAACUAUACUCUGCAGUCUGUGCAAACGUGAUUGCUACGUGGCAUAUAUUGAUUGCACCUAUUGUUUGCAUCCUGUCUGCCUCCGUCAUGACAUUGCAUCACUCAACUGCUCAUGUGGGAAUAAUCAUGUCCUUGCUACAAGGGAGGAUCUUUUAGAAAUGGAAGCUGUAGCCCAGGUGUUUGAGCAGGAAGAAGGAAUACUAGAGGAGGUUCAAAAGCAAAUUAAAUGCGGGGGUGGCUUUCCCCAACCUGACUUGUUUCCAUGCAUGGGAGAGGAUGGAUAUGUUCCAUAUUGUGAGAUUAAAUUUGAAAUGAAUUCUGAAAUCAUGGUCACUAGUCAGGACCAAUCACAAGAUCCAGAAUGUGGUUCUUAUGGCUUGCCUAUGUUGAAGCAGGAGAAACAAUUUACCAACAGCAAUGUGCCAGAGCAGAAAACCUCUGCCUAUUUGAACAAUGGAGGCAUCUUCUCUCAGGGGUUUAAAUGUACUAAUGAGCAUGUGAAUUCCAGUAGUGCAAAUUUUAUUUCUACUAAGGAUUCAGAAGUGGUUUUAGGCAACAUACAUGAUUCUUCCCCACCUUUCCAGGAUCAAUGCAGUGAGGAUUCUGAUUCAGAAAUAUUCAGGGUUAAACGUAGAUCAUCUGUGAAAAUAGAGAAAAGAAAUGUUAACAAUGUAUUGAGCUCAAAGUUUUCUGAGCAGCAGGGGCUUAAAAGGCUGAAGCGACUCCAUCCUGAAGGAAGAUUUGGUCUAUCAUCAUCAUCUGACAGAUACAUAACCGAUAAGGCAGAGCGACAUGCUAGUCCCAGUGUGAACUCUAAAGAAGUUUCAGGUUUUGGUCCAAAAGACAGGUUUUCUGGGGGAAGUUUUACUUCCAUUUCAAUGAAGUCCAGGCCGUUGCUGACAGACUUGAAGGUGGUUUACAAGGAUGAUGAUAAUAUUGUGAGAGUGAACCCUAGAGAACAUAUCAGAAAGAAUUUUGAGGACUAUGUUGGACAGACCACGAGGGAACCACCACCUAUUGAGAUUGGGCCAAAGCGCUUGAAAGUCAGAGGCCCGUCAUAUCCUAGUGGGGGAGAACCAACUGGAUCAAGUAGUUGGUUUUCGGAGAGUGAUGAUAAAUCCAAUGGGCCUGCGUUCUUCUAGAGCCUGACUUCGCUAAUUCAUUUCUCUAAUGAGGGGGUUCUAACAAAUACGUAAAGCCAAAAUUGACUCUGGGAACAGCGAUAACCAUUAACAGGGUGAGUUUAGAAGGAAGAAAAUCAGAUUCUUUGUGCAGGCCUCCAAUUGGGGCACUGGCACGCUCAGAUUCUUGGGUUCUCGGCCGGGGUGUUUUUUUGUCUUUGGCAGGGGGCCUUUCCUGCAGACCAAGCAGAGGAAUUAGGUAGUUUUAAUGUAAAUUUUUUGUUGAUCAGUCAAUUCUUGUGAGUGAAGUGGGCUAUUCCCACUCUCAAAGGUUAGUCGUCAGUCUGCUGCUUCCCUUGUUUAUUCUUUGAUAGAAUUCGGUCCUUUGUACCAUAGACUACAUGAAUAAAAGGUAGAAAAUCACCUCUCUCUCUC